Molecule: messenger RNA, 1320 nt
Organism: Pichia membranifaciens NRRL Y-2026
Lineage: Eukaryota; Fungi; Ascomycota; Pichiomycetes; Pichiales; Pichiaceae
Exons: 1
Coding region: 115-1281 (388 amino acids)
Biological process (GO): sulfur compound catabolic process
Cellular component (GO): cytoplasm
Molecular function (GO): sulfonate dioxygenase activity
Source: RefSeq, a predicted model, not a curated record
UGAGAGGAUGGUAGAGCAGACACGGGGAUAUGCUACCUUGAUUUACUGCUUGCAUAACCGUGUGAAUAAAGGCUUGAUGUGACGAGGGAGAGAGUGGAAAGAAAGAGAAAGCAAAUGUCUGCUCUAGGCCGGAGAGACAACACAUAUUCGUCGCAGUUCCGGAAGGAGGAUACUGACGGCGACCCAGUAGGCCAACAGGACCCAGUACUAACCAUAUCUGCCGAUGACAGGGCAAGGUUGAAGUACCCCCAAUGGGCGCCAGUGUGGGAUCGGAGACAGGAGCUGAAGUUUGAGAAUCCCAAGCCAUUCAUUCACGUGGACAGAGCGUUGUUUGGGGAUCCGACAUUCGAGUCUUUGCUAUCGGUUACUGGGGUUGAGCACGAGAGACUCAGUCCAAAGCUGGGCUCUGUGGUGAAGGGGCUUCAAUUGAGUGAGCUGACUGCAACCCAAAAGGACGACCUGGCGUUGCUUGUAGAACAACGAGGUGUUGUGGCUUUUAGAGGCCAAGACUUCAAGAGCCAGAGCUUUGAAUUCAUCAAGAAAUGGGCUACCCACUUUGGGCCCCUGCACGUCCAUCCGACCUCGGGAUCCCCGCUUGGCCAGAGUGUGUUCCACACCACGUUUCGCAGAGGCGGCGCCAGCGAGCAGAAGAACAUGAUGUCUGACCGGCUGAAUGCGUUGAUCUGGCACUCAGACGUGUCGUACGAGCGGCAGCCGCCGGGAAUCACCAUCUUCACUAUGCUACAGACCGGCGUGGGUGGAGAUACACAGUUUAUUGAUACGAUCGAGGCGUACGAGCGUCUCAGUCCCCUGAUGCAAGAACUCAUCCAGCGUCUGAGGGUCUUUACGACCUCGAAAGACCUCACCUCUGUUUCUGCAAGCAAAGGCGGCGUUGUUCGGAAGGAGUCCGUCGACUCGGUUCACCCCCUCGUGAGAUACCAUCCUGUCUUGCGCAGGAAAUGUCUUUUCAUCAACAAGUCUUUUUCGAGGAAGAUUGUGGGGCUGAAGAUGGAGGAAUCCGACUCCCUCCUAAUGUUUCUGCUGCAUCGCAUAGAAAGCUGCCUGGACGCACACGUCCGGGUCCGCUGGGACGAGGAAACUGUCGUUAUUUGGGACAAUCGCCGACUUGUGCACACGGCGACCUUUGACUGGGACUCCAACGACAUCCGGCACGCUUUCCGGGUCACCACGCAGGCCGAGAGACCAGUCGCAACGGAAGCAGAGUACCACCGGUGGACGCCAAAGCUUGAGCAGGAGCCCUUUGCUGUGUAUAAAGAGUAGUAUUAUGGAAUAAACAGGUAAACAUAAACAGGUAAUUAG